Messenger RNA from Brachypodium distachyon (stiff brome), 2190 nucleotides. RefSeq names its product CBL-interacting protein kinase 2. The record is from RefSeq and is a predicted model, not a curated record. Gene Ontology annotation, biological process: signal transduction; protein phosphorylation. Bases 606 to 1946 code for a protein of 446 amino acids. NCBI's taxonomy places the organism in Eukaryota, Viridiplantae, Streptophyta, Magnoliopsida, Poales, Poaceae. The transcript is spliced from 2 exons. Gene Ontology annotation, molecular function: ATP binding; protein kinase activity.
CGCCUCGCGACCUUCUCCUCUCGCUGCAAGAACAACACUCUCCUCUUCUCUUAUCAUCAUCGCCUCCUCGCCCACACCCAAGAACUCGAAGGCGAAACUCGAUUCCUUGUUCCUUUCUCCUUCCCUUCAUCGCGAUCUGUUGUUCCCUGGUCGAGCGGUUCGCGGAUCCUUGCGGGUUUUGUUCUUCUUCGAGGAGGCGGAGGAAGGAAGGGAUCUGGCCUAGCGCCGUCUGGUGCGGUUUCCAGGCCGCCUGCUCGUCAGUUCGCCCCAGCCGCCGCCGGGAUCUGUACAAGUCUUCCAUCAAGAAGGAAACAUCUUAGGGAAUGCAGAAAGAUGUGUUUGCAUGCUAGAGAACUACCUUGCGAGGCAAUUGGCAGGGUAGCCACCCGUGUUUCUGCUUUGAUUGACCUUGAUGACAUUGGUUCACAAGAACAUACACACCUCUUGUUCCAUGUGCUUUCGCACGAUGGGGUUCGACGUCGCAUCUCAACCAUCUUCUUAGAUUACCAUCUCGGAGGUGACGGUUGAAGGUCAUCUAGCGCUUGCAGGCUCCUUGAAGGUUCGGGAUCACUGCUUCUCUGUGUGCAUAGCAUAUAUCUGGCAAGAUGGUAGAGCAGAAGGGAAAUAUUCUGAUGCAGAAGUACGAGAUGGGGAAGAUGCUUGGGCAAGGGACCUUUGCCAAGGUUUAUCAUGCCCGUAAUAUUCAGACCUCGCAGAGUGUUGCCAUCAAGGUGACUGACAAAGAGAAGGUUUUGAAGGGUGGUCUCACUGAUCAGAUCAAAAGAGAGAUUUCUGUGAUGAAGUUGGUGAAGCAUCCAAACAUUGUUCAGAUGUAUGAGGUUAUGGCUACCAAAACGAAGAUAUACUUUGUGUUGGAGCACGUGAAGGGUGGCGAGCUGUUUAACAAAGUCCAAAGAGGAAGACUCAAGGAAGAUGCUGCAAGGAAGUACUUCCAACAGCUGAUCUGCGCAGUUGACUUUUGUCACAGCAGGGGCGUCUAUCACCGUGAUCUGAAGCCAGAAAACCUUCUUCUUGAUGAGCACAGCAAUCUGAAAGUUUCAGAUUUCGGUCUAAGUACUAUUUCUGAAUGUAGAAGGCAUGAUGGGAUGCUCCAUACAUCCUGCGGCACGCCUGCUUAUGUUGCUCCAGAAGUAAUCAAUAGAAAAGGCUAUGAUGGCGCAAAGGCUGACAUAUGGUCUUGCGGGGUGAUCCUCUUUGUGCUUUUGGCUGGGCAACUCCCAUUCCAUGAUAAGAAUCUGAUGAAUAUGUAUAAGAAGAUUGGGAAGGCAGAAUUCAAAUGCCCAAGUUGGUUCUCAACAGAUAUUCGAAGGCUUCUGCUAAGGAUUCUAGAUCCUAACCCCAGCACAAGGAUCUCAAUUGAAAAAAUCAUGGAAAAUCCUUGGUUCAGGAAGGGUCUAGAUGCAAAGCUGCUCAGGUAUAAUUUACAAGCAAAGGAUGCAGUUCCUGUUGACAUGAGCCUGGCUUCUGAAGCAAUGAUGGAGGGCAAGCUGCAAGAAGAAAAGAAGCCCACCAACUUGAAUGCUUUUGAUAUAAUUUCCCUUUCAACUGGACUCGACCUCUCUGGUUUGUUUGAGGAGCCUGACAAGAAGAGCGAGUCCAAGUUCACAUCCACCAGCACAGCUUCAACUAUCUUAUCGAAGAUUGAGGACACUGCGAAGUCCUUGCGACUAAAGCUCACCAAGAAAGACGGUGGACUGUUGAAGAUGGAAGGUUCCAAACCAGGAAGGAAAGGUGUUAUGAGCAUUGAUGCUGAGAUAUUCGAGGUUACCCCUAGCUUUCAUCUUGUGGAGCUGAAAAAGGCAAAUGGUGAUACUCUGGAGUACCAGAAGGUGCUGAACCAAGAGAUGAGGCCAGCACUGAAGGACAUAGUCUGGGCUUGGCAAGGUGAGCAACCCAAGCAGCCGCAGCCGCAGCAACAAUGUUGAAACCGUGACAAGUGCAACAUUUUGUAAUUUGAGGCUAUCUACAAUCGUUCAUGUAUCUCUGUAGUUUCCAUCGUUCGUUGUUCGUUGUUCGUUAUUCGUUUCCAUUCCCCUUGUAAUGUCAAUAUAAACUUCUCUGGCAUCUUCAGAUGAAGAUUUAUUUGAAAGCAUGCUUUUUUUUUCACCUCCUCAGGAGAGAUGAUAAGUCUUGACUGCAAAAUAUCUCAAGGAAAACCUGUUUACAUUA